GGCAACAGGGGAAACUAGAAGAGACAAGUCAGAAAGGGAUGGCAUGAAAAAACCAUUUCAUCUUUCGAUCUUUCUUUCUUCUGUUUUCUUUCUUUCUUCUGUUUCCAGAUCUUCAACUACUUAAAACGUCGUCGUCGAACGGUCUAGAAUCAACAAUUCAACACUUGGAAAGAACCCAUUCUCUCUCCUUUUCAACGUUGUUUUCUAUAUAAACUCUCUCCGCCUCCUCUUUCUUUCCCUCAUUCUGUUUCAUUCCUUUCUUUCUCUUCUCUCGCCACUUCAAGUAAUUUAUCAUCCAACAUUGCUGAAUUGUGCUCGCCCCCCACUUUGUUUUUUCUCCGCCUGAGAAAUUCAAGCCAAAAUGGAAGACGGGCAUAAUUUUCAGGAUGUUCAAAAGCCAAAAUAUGAUUGUCUUCUGUUUGAUCUUGACGACACCCUUUAUCCCUAUAGUUCUGGAGUUUGUCAGCAAAUAGCAAAGAAUAUCGAAGAAUAUAUGAUUGAAAAGCUUGGGAUGGAUGCUGAUAAAGUUGCCGAAUUAAACGUUCCGUUGUAUAAGACUUAUGGAACCACGAUGGCUGGUCUAAAGGCAAUUGGCUAUGACUUUGAUUACGAUGAGUAUAGCAGUUUUGUUCAUGGGAGAUUGCCAUAUAAUGUGCUGUUGAAACCAGACCCUGUUCUCAGGGGAAUUCUGCAAAGCUUGCCUAUUAGGAAGAUUAUAUUUACAAAUGCAGAUACGAACCAUGCAAUUAGUGCACUUAAAAUCCUUGGAUUGGAGGAUUGCUUUGAAAGUAUUAUAAGCUUUGACACUCUGAAUCCUUCUAACGACAAAGAUGGCAGCGAAUCCAGACCUACUACCGCAGAAGUUUUAGAUAUCUGUGAGCGUUUGUGCCGGAAUGACUCUGAUAUGGAGCUUCCAAGCACCCCCCUUGUCUGCAAACCCUUUGAUCAAGCAUUUGAAUAUGCUUUCAAGAUAGCAGACAUUGAUCCUCAGAGAACAUUGUUUUUUGAUGACAGCAUCCGCAAUUUACAGACAGCUAAACGCUUAGGCCUCCACACAGUUGCGGUGGGCACAUCUGUUCGUACAUUAGGAGUUGAUCAUGCAUUGGAGAGUAUUCAUAAUAUGAGAGAAGCAUUUCCAGAGCUUUGGGAUGCUGAGGAGAAGCACGAAUUUGUGCACUACAACGCUGGAAUUGAAACACCAGUAGAAGCUUAGCUUAGAAGUUUGGAAUGUAUAUGAAAAAUAACUGUAGUUGGAGAUGGAUCACACACACCAUAUGAAUGUGUUUGUGGUUCAUUUUUUUUCUGAUGUGAUGCAUUGGAUUACAUGUUUGAUCAGCUUUCUUUUAACCCCACAUGCGUCAAAGUUAACCACAUCAUCAUAUAUUUUAAAAUAUCAAUCUUUGCAA
This is a messenger RNA of Vigna unguiculata (cowpea), 1406 nucleotides long. RefSeq lists its product as uncharacterized. NCBI's taxonomy places the organism in Eukaryota, Viridiplantae, Streptophyta, Magnoliopsida, Fabales, Fabaceae. The record is from RefSeq and is a predicted model, not a curated record.